Oryza brachyantha (malo sina) is the source of this 1523-nucleotide messenger RNA. RefSeq names its product cytochrome b561 and DOMON domain-containing protein At4g12980-like. NCBI's taxonomy places the organism in Eukaryota, Viridiplantae, Streptophyta, Magnoliopsida, Poales, Poaceae. The record is from RefSeq and is a predicted model, not a curated record. The coding region runs from base 125 to 1297 and encodes 390 amino acids. The transcript has 3 exons.
ACCCCGCUGUUCUCUCCCUCUCCCUCUCUCUCUCUCUCUCUCUGAACCCAACCACCUGGCCUUGCAGGUGCAGUCCUUUGCUUGCCUGGAUCCCCUCUUCUUGGAGGCAAGAACCUGAACCACCAUGUCCGUGCUCGGCGUCUUCUUGGCGUCGCUGCUCGUGGCGGCGGCGGGGGCGCCGGCGCGUGUGGCGGCAGCGGGAGGGGGUUGUGCGGCGGAGAGGUUCACCAACAACCGGGUGUACCGGGCGUGCAGCGACCUGCCCCGCCUGGGCGCCGCCGUGCACUGGACCUACGACGCCGCGGCGUCGUCGCUGUCCGUGGCGUUCGUGGCCGCGCCGCCGUCGCCGGGCGGGUGGGUGGCGUGGGGGCUUAACCCCACCGGGAGCGGCAUGGCCGGCACGCAGGCGCUCGUCGCGCUGCCCAAGGGCGGCGGGUACGAGGUCCAGACGUUCGACAUCGAGACGUACGCGCUCGGCGCGCCGGGGAAGCUCAAGUACCCGACGGCCGACCUCGCCGCCGAGGCCGGCAGCGACGGCCGGGUCAGGCUGUUCGGGACGCUCACGCUGCAGAACGGCACGGGGGAGGUGAACCAGGUCUGGCAGGUGGGGCCGGUCUCCGGCGGGAACAUGAUGCCGCACGACAUGGGCAACGACAACAAGGCGGCGACGGGGAAGCUCAACCUGGUCACCGGCGCCGCCACCUCCUCCAGCGCCGGCGGCAGCCUCCUCAGGAAGAAAAAUACGCAUGGAAUCCUGAAUGCUGUGAGCUGGGGUCUUCUACUUCCCAUGGGAGCCAUAUUUGCUAGAUAUCUCAAGACAUUCAAAUCUGCCGAUCCUGCGUGGUUCUACCUUCACGUAGCUUGCCAGCUGAUUGGUUAUGGUGUGGGAGUUUCUGGCUGGGCAACUGGUAUUCAUCUAGGGAACCUGUCCAAGGGAAUCACCUAUUCGGUUCACAGGAACAUCGGGAUCGCAGUAUUUGCACUUGGUACCCUGCAGGUCUUUGCGCUCUUCCUGAGGCCCAAGAAGGAUCACAAAUACCGUGUUUACUGGAACGCGUAUCACCACUCAGUCGGUUACACUAUCAUCAUCCUGGGCAUCAUCAACAUCUUCAAGGGGAUGUCCAUCUUGCAGGUGGAACAGAAGUGGAAGACCGGCUACAUCAUUGCGAUCAGCAUCUUGGGUGGCAUUGCCGUGAUCCUUGAAGUUGUUACAUGGACAAUUGUCUUGCAGCGGAGGAAGGAAGAUGACAAGGCCUACAAUGGCGCAUCAAACGGCCACUUGCCACUCUCAAUGUGAUCCAUGUAGAGGCUGGAGGGCCCUAUGAUCCUUACUUAUAUAAUCAGGAGACUAUAUUCAGGGAUGUGUAUGCUUAUAGGAUUAGGCCUUGUGAUCUUGGCAUCUCUUCUUUUGUUCGAUAGAUAUGUGUAUACUGCACAUUAUACUGGAGAUGAGAGAUGCCGGUACAGCUUGUUUGAUUUUUGUUCUGUUUCUGAAUUGCUGAGUUGAUCAUCCACUUUGUGUG